GAUCUUUGUCGUUGCUGGUUUUUGACAGCGGCGGGGGAGCUGGUGAGGAGAGCGGAGGAUCUGUGUGGACCACAGCUUGCUGCUGCAGCGGCUGAGGGGGGACGGACUAACACUGGCCGGGCACAGUCCCUCAGACACACACCUCAUCAAUUUCUACAGCAUCAACACACACUCACUGCCAGGGGAGGAAUCAGGAGCCGGGUUGCAUCAGACGGUUUGAACCACUUCCUGAAGACAGAUAGCGGCUGAGAUUAAAUCCUCACAGUGUGGAUUCAGACUUUGUCACUCCGUUGACUGCCCUGAUCGCGUCGUUGAAUCUGGACAGAAGGUUUUCAUCGUGACACACCUGACCAUGGACAGGAACAGGAAGUGGGUGCCAGGCUUCGGAGCCGUGUUAUUGAUAUUCUUGAGUCACACAACCUCAGCGCUGGAAGUGCCUCUUGAUCCUAAAGUACUGGAAGGAUUGCCCCAACCCCCCACUAUAACGCUACAGUCCCCAAAGGAUUACAUCUUUGAUCCGCGGGAGAACAUUGUCAUCCACUGCGAGGCCAAGGGGAAGCCUCAUCCCAGCUUUUCAUGGACAAGAAAUGGGACCCACUUUGAUGUAGAGAAAGACUCCAAAGUCCUGAUGAAGCCUGGUUCAGGAACUCUGGUCAUUGACAUCAGCGGGGAAAAGGCUGAGGCCUAUGAGGGAACAUACCAGUGUACGGCACACAACGAGCACGGCACCGCUGUAUCCAACAGCAUUUUCAUCAGACAGUCCAGGUCCCCCUUGUGGUCGAAGGAGAGAAAUGAGGCCAUUGUGGUGCAGAUGGGGGUCUCCCUAGUGCUGCAGUGCCGACCCCCUGCAGGGCUGCCCCCUCCUGUCAUCUUCUGGAUGGAUAACAACUUCCAGAGGCUUCCGCUGGAUAAACGAGUGUCCCAGGCUCUAAAUGGAGAUUUGUACUUUUCCAACGUUCUCCCAGAAGACACCAGGAAUGACUACAUCUGCUAUGCUCGCUUCCCUCACACACAAACCAUCCAGCAGAAACAGCCCAUCUCAGUCACCGUGCUGGACAACAGCCCAGAUGGGGAGCGUCGCCCCGGUUUCAUGACGCCUCUGGGCAUCACCAGCACCAAGAUGGUUCUGAGAGGGGAGACUCUGGAGCUGGAAUGCAUUGCUGACGGCUUGCCCACUCCAGAGAUCUCCUGGCAGAAGGAUGGAGGAGAGCUGCCGAGCAGCAGGAUGUCCUUUUAUAACUUCAAGAAAACGCUUAAGGUUUCUGACGUGAAUGAAGCUGACGCUGGGGACUACCGCUGUACAGCCACAAACAAGCUGGGCACUGCACAACACAUCAUCAAGGUCUCUGUUAAAGCGGCUCCUUUCUGGGUCAGCGCUCCCAGGAACCUGAUCCUCGCCCCGAAUGAGACCGGCAUCCUGACUUGUCGAGUCAACGGAGAACCCAAACCCAAGAUUAGCUGGUUUGUCAAUGGAGUCCCCAUAGAGAACGCACCCGAGGACCACAGUCGGAAGGUGGAUGGUGACACCGUGAUUCUUAGCUAUGUGCAAACUGGGUCCAGUGCUGUCUACCAGUGUAACGCAUCCAAUGAAUUUGGUUACCUGUUGGCAAACGCUUUUGUCAAUGUUCUUGCCGAGGCACCAAGGGUGCUUACUCCACCCAACCGAGUGUACCAGGUCAUCGCCAAUAACCCUGCAUUACUUCACUGUGCCUCCUUUGGAUCACCUAUACCAACCAUUACAUGGUUCAAAGACAGCCAGACCAGUGUUAAGAAUGGUGACCCUUAUGUAAUCCAUGAGAAUGGUACAUUGGAGAUCCAUGUGGCCCAGCCACUACACAGUGGGAAGUACACCUGCAUUGCCUCCAACAACCUGGGGAUCAAGGAGAACCAUGUCUACCUGGAGGUUAAAGAGCCCACCCGUAUCCUGAAACAGCCAGAGUACAAGGAUGUACACAGAGGAAUGAGCGCUGUGUUCGAGUGUAAAGUUAAACAUGACCCAUCCCUUAUUCCCACUGUGAUCUGGCUCAAAGAUAAUGGAGAGCUGCCUGAUGAUGAGAGGUUUGAUGUGGACGUGGACAGUUUGACCAUCAGAGAUGUGACAGAUGAAGAUGAGGGCACCUACACCUGCAUCCAGAACACCACCCUGGACCAGGACUCAGCCAGUGCUAUGCUGACUGUCGUAGAGCCAACUCCUACUCCAGCUAUUGUCUACGGGAACCCUGACCCUCCGACGGACCUGGAACUGACUGACCAGACAGAGAGGAGCGUUCAGCUCACCUGGACCCCCGGAGAUGAACACAACAGUCCCACACAGAAGUUUCUGAUCCAAUAUGAGGAUCUGCUCCACCAGCCAGGAGUUUGGGUCAACCUGACAGAUGCUCCUGGUACUAGCACCACGGUGCAGUUAAAGCUCUCUCCUUACGUCUACUACUCCUUCAGAGUCCUGGCUCUGAAUGGCGUUGGCUACAGCCAGCCUAGCCAGCCGUCAAGCCAAUACAGGACCAACCCUUCAGCUCCUGAUGAAAAUCCAUCAGAUGUUCAGGGAGUGGGAACAAAGCCUGGCAACUUGGUCAUCUCCUGGACACCACUGACAGGAUUUCUGGCUAAUGGGCCCGGUCUGGAGUACAAAGUGCAAUGGAGACAAAAGGACGUGGAUGAGGAUUGGUCCUCAGAGACUGUGGCCAACGUUUCCCAGUUUGUUGUCUCUGGAACUCCAACGUACGUGCCCUACGAGAUCAAGGUUCAAGCUUUGAACGAUUAUGGCAGCGGCCCAGAGCCUGAAGUAGUGAUUGGAUACUCUGGAGAAGACUUGCCUUUGUCUGCUCCUGAUAGUGUGCAGGUCAUGGUUCACAACAGCACACUCGCGGAAGUACACUGGGAGCCUGUUUCUUUCCAAUCAGUUAGAGGGAAACUCCAGGGAUACAAGGUAUACUUCCGACGCAUUCGUGGCUUGCAUGAGACAGAGGACACAGAGCAGCAGGAGCAGGUUUUGACGUUCAGUGGGAAUCGUAGCGAGGGACGUCUGCCAGGCCUCCAGCCUUACAGCCUCUACAACCUCACCAUCAGGGUCCUUAAUAUCAAAGGAGAAGGGCCUCCUAGCCCCAGCAAGACAUUUGAGACACCUGAGGGAGUCCCAGGGCCUCCUUCUUUUCUGAAUGUCGUAAACCCUGGUUUGGACUCUCUCACUCUGGAAUGGGGACCACCAAUGAACAACAAUGGACGCCUCACUGGAUACACACUAAAAUACCAACCAGUCAACAACACCAAUGAACUGGGGCCUGUCAAGGUAAUCAACUUCCUUGCCAACGAGACCACCAUUACCCUGGGCAACCUGAACUCUAGCAUGCUCUACAAGUUUUACAUGAGUGCAAAGACAAUAAAGGGCUCUGGCCCCAUCAUCACAGAGGAAGCCUUCACAGCCAUGGACACAACUCGUACUCAGCCCACUGUAGAGAUGGGCAAAGGCCCUACAGAGCCCCCUCACCCAACCUCCCCCAUCACUCAGUCUCCGCACCCCCCGUUUCACAAGGUGCCGCCUGUAGGCCCUGCGUUUGGCAAAGUUAACACGUCCACGUUGGAGGACGGUGCAGUGAUCAGUUGGGAUUACUUUGGACACCAUAAGAAUGUAUAUGUGGAAUAUGUUGUAGAAAACAGUAAAGAGGACUGGAAAAGGGAGUUGGUAAAUGGUUCACACUGGCAUAUGAUAAAAGGUUUAAAGCCGGGGACAUCCUAUAAGGUGCGAGUGGUAGCUAGAGACCCAGCUGACCCGACGGUUCACAGCACAGACGAAGUGUUGGUUGCGGUGCCAGCUGUACCCAGCCGACAGGUAGACAUUGCCACCCAGGGCUGGUUUAUUGGACUGAUGUGUGCCAUCGCUCUCCUCAUCUUGGUCCUUCUCAUAGUGUGCUUCAUCAAGAGGAACAAGGGUGGCAAAUACCCAGUGAAAGAGAAAGAAGAUGCUCACCAAGACCCAGAGAUCCAGCCUAUGAAGGAGGAUGAUGGUACAUUUGGAGAGUACAGGUCUAUGGAAAGUGACACAGAGGACCACAAGCCGCUGAAGGGCAGCCGGACACCAUCCAACGGGACGGUGCGCCGCGACGAGAGCGAUGACAGCCUGGUGGACUACGGGGAGGGCGGGGACGGACAGUUCAAUGAAGACGGCUCCUUCAUCGGCCAGUACAGCGGCAAGAAAGAGAAAGACACACACGAAGGCAACGAGAGUUCGGAGGCCCCGUCGCCUGUCAACGCCAUGAACUCGUUUGUCUAACGGAGGGCCCGUGGCAUGGCUGCGACGGUUUGCUGCGGCCACUCCUUGUCACCCUGGCAAAUGUGACCAUAUCUGUGGUGACAGUUGCUAAGGUGACAUUCGUGGACACCUACUUUUACCAUGGUGGCUGUCACUCCGGUGGCCCCUCGCCAUGGCUACCUGUCAUCAAGACUGCUGACACGCCCUCAUCUCCACAUCGCCAGCCCCUGUCACACUGUGACUUCCUCUGAUCUACACACACACACACAACGUGGCAAAGACCGACACCGCAUCCCCCAUAACCAAUGAAAGGAAGGAUGUGAGGACUCCGAGAAGAGGGAAGGAAAGAGGAAGCAAUAUAGAAAAGCAGAAGGAAUGUACUAGGGAGUUUUACCACUUAGACUGAGCAGAAGUGUGUGUGUGUUAGUGCCAUUUCAUCUCCUUUGCAAACAUUCAUAAACAUGAUGUAUCCACAUAAUCCAAAUAUAUAUAUUUUAUCAAAGUACAGUACAUGACCCGCAGGCAGACAAAUAUGCAUUGAAUCACGUUCGUCACAUGCAUGGAGUAAAUCAUGAUUCUAUUCAGCAUUUUACCACCCUCGUGUUGCAGAGGUGAGCUGUGGUUGAGGCUGUAUAUGGUGCACGUCUACUAGCGACUGGGUAUUCCUCUUGUUUGUUGCCAGUCAAAGUGUUAAAUGGCGUAUGUUAUAUAGAGGAAAAAAGUCCUGCAGGGUCUUUAGUGGAUACUGCUGUGAAAUGUGUGACUCAAAGUAGAGGCUAGCAUAUGUCUUGUUGAGACAGAUGAACUGUGUAUGUAAAAGAAUAAGAAGAAAGCUAUGUUUUAAGGCCAGGGUUGUCCAUUUGUAGUUAUUGGAAACCUUGGAAACACUUUGAACUCAGCGUUCGGUCACCAGCCAGCCAACCAAAAGUCCCACAUUUAUAUCAAAAAAAGUUUUUAGCCUCACGGUUUGUCAAACUUGUUCUUUGCUUGUAUUUCUUUAUUUUUUUGCUUUCACUCCCAAUCUGUUACUUUACACCAAGCUUAUGCUUCUGGCUACUGAGCACUAACUGAACACAGCUGUGAUUGAUCGAUCCAGUGUCAUUGUUAAGUGCGUCCACCCCCCCCCAAAUCGUGGCCACUGUGCACGCCUUCCUUUAGGCAAUCGUGGUAUUGUCAAAGCUACCCCAACAUUGUCUCCAAUAGCAUUUCCACCUAUGUAAUGUCAGGAAAAAAAAGAGAAAAAUGAUGCCGUUACAUACAAUAGAUGCACCUGAACAGGGUUAAGUGGUACCCACUUUUAGUUUCUGGAUGUUUAGAUUUUGAUGAUCAAGAACCUCUCAGCACGGUUUCUAGUGCCUUCGUAGAGAACAGUGACUUAGAUCCAUGGAGUUACAUCCCUCUUCAUACACAGGACAGACCAGGGAUCUACCACCCCAUAUUACUCAAUAGACAACUUGGAAAAAUAAGCUCUGUUUCAGUAUGUGUUCCUAAGGGCGUGUUCAAACUAAGGCCUUUUAGUUUGAGCUAUAUUGUAUUGUCACCAAGUCUUUAAAACAGUUUGUGAAACAUCCAUGUGGGCUUAUUGACUUAAAAUACCCUCUUUGAGUCUCACUUUAGGGUCCAGGGUUCCUACACAGGGCUGAAAGCUAUUUAAAAAAUGACAUGGCAUUAGUUGCGAGGAAUAAUUUUCAGCUAUAGAUUGUUAUGGCCUUGUUGACAAUCAUCACCAGUAAUUAUCAGCCCAUAUGGUAUGCAAACAGACCGCCAAAUCAUACCAUCCAUCUAAGAAUGAAAGGAAAUGUGUGGAAUAUUAAAAUGUGUAGGGAACCUGAGUUCAAAGCAUUUACACCUCAUGAGAUGUCUUCAUGUAUUCAUUUCAAACAUGCUCCUCGGAACACAUUCGUCUUGAGGAGGAGCCGCUGCUUCAGCAGCACUUAUUUACUGCCAACCUACUCACCAGGUAACAGCCUACGGCAACCAGAAUCACCAUCUGGCAUAGACUACUAUUCAAACGGGACUUUCUGUCACUGGUAGCACUUAGAAAUGAAGGGGUCGGAAAAAUAUGCGUAAUGAUACUGAAUGUGGAAGCAAGUGUGUAUGUGGAUGAAAAUAUUGCUUGUUUCACUGCAAAUGGUAAAACACACUGGUGACUUUGGUUUAUGCAUUUAACCUUAUAUCUGUGUAUGUUGUCACGUUCUGAGGGCAGCACUUAGUGAGUUUUCUAUUCCUGUGUGUGUGUGUGUGUGUGUGUGUGUGUGUGUGUGUGUGUGUGUGUGUGUGUGUGUGUGUGUGUGUGUGUGGGGCACAUGCAUGCUACUGCGUUACAGCGUGCGUGAUGUAUAAUAUCGCUUUUCCAUGUAUAACAGUCUAUAAUUCUGAUGUGUCUGAGAUACAAGAGCUUUUUUUCUUCUUCCAGAGAACAUUUCCACGUCUUAGGUUUAUCAUAACUUGCAUCAAGUUUUUAGGUUGCAAUGUGUCCGCUUUCCACUUGUAGAUAUUUUUGUUGUACUUUGUAAAUAAUGGCUUGACUUGAGAGCAGACGCGUUGAGGUCAGGGGUGAGGGCUCGACCACAAUCAGCCCCACUGCAUUAUGGGUAGGAGGGCGUUGUGUGAGAUGAGACUAUUUACAGUUUUCACUCUUUUCAUUUGCUGUGAAAUUUCUUUCAUUUCUUUCUUUCUUUUUUUUUUUAAACUUGUCAGGUGAAUUUGCUAGCUCAAAUGUUUAGCCUAUCAGGUAUCAAAGGAGAUUAUUUAACUUGUGACUGAGCUCUUGUGACACCUGUAUUGUUUCUGUCUCUGACAGUUCAUGCACCUUUUCUGUAUUUUUUAUAAAAAGGCACAAACUUAAACAGGAUGUGCUGUGUUAAAAUACAUCUGUGCAUCUAGUUUACGACAGCAUCUGGUAUCUGAACGCAGCAUGAUGUACCAAACUAGACAUCAGAUGAAACUGACACAUGCUUUUAAGAGUGUGCACCUAAAAAAAAAAC
Messenger RNA from Sander lucioperca (pikeperch), 7233 nucleotides. RefSeq names its product neuronal cell adhesion molecule a (gene nrcama). The record is from RefSeq and is a predicted model, not a curated record. Gene Ontology annotation, biological process: cell-cell adhesion; brain development. The coding region runs from base 353 to 4267 and encodes 1304 amino acids. Gene Ontology annotation, molecular function: cell-cell adhesion mediator activity. The transcript has 33 exons. Lineage: Eukaryota; Metazoa; Chordata; Actinopteri; Perciformes; Percidae.